AUGCUACUAGGUCGUCUACUAACCCUCCUACUCGUCUCAAGCCAAUGCGUUUCGGACAUUCACAAUAGCACGUUUUCGAAGUACAGGUGCGAAUUCACGUCAAUGUGUUGUACCCGUGACUUCGUGAACAUCCCAGUUGCGAUUACUCCGAAACUAACCUCACAAGCCUCUGUGCCGGACCGCUGCUUUCCUUUCGAAGCGUUGAUAUACCGCUUUGAUAACAGCACUGCCCAGCAAUGCAAAUCCAUGAUGACCGAUGCCACGACUCCUUUCAUGAACAAGUCGGAAUGUGCGGAUGAAUCGCCACUGAACACUACGAAGGCCAAAGUUGGACCUAAUACUGACGAGGUGUAUCUGAAGGACAGCUCCCGUGAAGAGUUCCGCAAAAUGAGGAGGUUCCACUUUGGAAGGUGUGUUGUAAAAAGAUUUCAAGUAAGGGUAAGACAGGAUGAGCUGGUUAGAGGAUGCCAUCCAGAAGUUAACAUCCAUUGGCAAAUGCUCCAGAAAAGCGUUGGUGAAUGGGGAGGACCGAGAGACAUUCGGUUAACUGAUAAUGCUCAGUUUAUGGAUCGGCCAUUUCUGUAA
Messenger RNA from Haemonchus placei, 585 nucleotides. The record is from the annotation of a GenBank genome assembly. NCBI's taxonomy places the organism in Eukaryota, Metazoa, Nematoda, Chromadorea, Rhabditida, Trichostrongylidae.